CCCAUUGAAUGCAAUGUGUAAAAGCUGAGGGUAAACCAGAGUCGAUUGAAGCGCCUGUCUGUUCAUUCAUUUGAGAAUAUUUUAUUUUUGUUUCCACUUUUGUGUUGUAAGAUGAUUUUCAUGAUGAUAAUCUGAUGAUAGAAGAUGAUGAUGAUGAUCAUGGAAAGGGCGAGAGAAAGAAACUGAGUAUCUCAAAAGAUUCAGUAUUUAUAAUAGAAAGAAAUAAUAACAACCAAGAUUUAGGAAAAGCGAAAAAAAAAUAAGAGAUAUCCUUUGAAAUGAAUUGAAGAAACAAGUGAGAGAAAUAGGAAAAUAGCAACUAAUCAAACAAACCUUUAUAAUAUUUGUGAAUUAAUCUUGUUUCACCGUAAAAUUAAAUUUUUUGUGUUGACUGUUGGAUAAUAUGUAUUUAAAGUAAUCAUGGGUUAAACUUUAUCAACAAUUAUCAUUUAAUUCCCAUUAAUUGACAUCCAACGUGACCAUAAAGGCAGUUAUAGAGUUGAGACCGAUCCAAGUUGACAUCAUCAUUUCUGGUUAUUGAACGCCAUCAACAUCUAUUCCUUUGUUUUGUCAUAACCAUUUUACAUUUUGGGUUAAUUUCAUUGAUCUAUUUGGUGUAUUUAUUUUUGUGCCACAACAAUUUACUAAACACUGUUUAAAAAAAGAGUUCACAAAAUCAAGAAAUCAUUGGAUAAAAAUCAGCUUUACUAGUCAACCGUCAACAGCAAGACAACAACAUCAACACCAUGUAAAACCGUUAUCAUCUAUUGUUUUCCUCCGAUUCUUGUAUAACCUUAAUUGAUUGCCUUUCUCAACUUUAAGUUUAAUCUUGGUCACCUUUAUACGAUAAAUUAUUAUUUUACUGAGAGUAAAAAAAUAUUAAUUUAAAUGUAUUUAAUUUUGUUAAACAUUUUACAAUGAAAACAACCCUAAGCCAGCAACAAGAAACAUCAACACUCGCACAACAAUGCAAUUUACGUUUUCGUUUUUUCUCUCUUCUUCUUUAAUUUCUCAUACUAAUUAUAUUCAAUAUAAUUGUAAUUAUUGCUUAUUUUAAUUUAGUGCCUUUGUAUAUCCAGUGAAGAAAUAACGUUACACAAGUUAAAUUUUGGAAUCAUCUUUCAUCGCAAUUGUUUGCUUCUUCACAAUCAAAAUAUCUUCUUUUGUUGUCUUCAUUUUUCUGUGAUCACCAUAGUGCUAUAAAAGGAUAUACGCUCUCAUUUUCCUUCUUCUGGUUUAACUAACCAAAAUUGCAAUUAGUCGAUAACUAACUCACAUAUUAACCAACUGAUAACCCAAAAAUUCAAUCUCAAAUUCAUUAUCAUUCCAUAUUUUACUGUGUGCACUUCUAAAAUUAUCAACAACAAAAGUCUUUCUCUUUUUUUCCUUCUGCACUUCAAUGUGUGUAUUGUUAUUGUGUAUUUCAAUUGUGUGAUUUCAUCCAAUAUAUAUUAUAAAAAUGUGUGUGUGUGUUUCCAAUUAUCAUUAGUAAAUUAGCAUAAUCAAUGGACAAUUGAUUUCUUAAAAAAACCACUUCAAUUGGAUAAAAAUCUAUCCAUAUAUUUUUUGGAAUAAAAGUUUAAAGUAAAUCAGUCAAACUGUUCGGUCUUCUCAAUCGUAUUAUUGGGACUGAGGAUGGAACCACCGGUCCACCUGGAUCCUCAGGACCUGGAGGAUCAACUGGAUCCUCUUCAGGUCCCUUCGCUGGCUCCUUUAAUCGACCCGGAUCUGGAUUUGGUGGAGGACCAAAUGUUACCGGAGGAGGAAGCGGUCCAACUCUUGGGACUGGAGGAUCCACCGGCCUUGGAUUGCCAAAUUUUAGCCUCUCAUCUCUUACAAAUCCUAGACCAACUCCAAGUCCCGGAGGACCUUCAAGGCCAGGUAUUGGAGGAUUUGGUGGAACCUCUGGAAGUGGCAUCGGAGGUGGACCAGGUUUACCCAGUCUAGGAAUUUUCGGUGGACCCAAAACACCGGGUAGUUCAGUUUCUGGUGUAAGCAGCCUUUUUGAUCCUCUUCGACCUUCACCUUCACCCUCAUCAACUUCACUCGGUCCAUCGCCACAUCAUCAUCAUCCACCUUCAUCAAUAGCUGCUCCACCAGCGGUACCCGAUGUUGACAUGAGUGGGUUAACAGAAGAAGAGAAAGCAAUGAUUCAGUCUGUGAUGAUGAAAGCUCAAGAAUUUGAAAAAGGAGCUCCAUCAACAAUGCCAAGUCCAAAGCCUUCUCAGACUUCAACUAGUCAACAAGGAUCUCAUAGACCAACUCAAUCUCAGCCACAACAGCAACCACAACGUAUUCAGGGAGGAAUUGAAAGUGGAUAUCAACAGAAAGGAGGAGUAAAUCAAAUGACCUCAGGUCAAAGAGUUCCAGGCAUAAAUCAAUCGAUUUCACAGCCACAACCUCAGCAACAGCAGCAACCACAACAUUCAUCAGAUCCAAAUUUUGAGUUGAAUCAUUUUCAACAACAACAAAAACAGCCUCAGCAUAGACACCAAGUCCCACAACAACCAAGCCAAUCCCAGUCAAUUAAUCAACAAAUUAGACCGAUAACAAGUUCAUCUCAAUCUCAAAAUCAACAGCAACAGCAACAUCAACAAUCCCAUCAUCAAAUGCACCAACAACAACCUUAUCAAAGCCAACAAAAUUUACCGAGUCAGCAAAAUCAUUCUGUAAAUCAUCAACAACAGCAAGGCUUGCAAUACCAAAAUGGACCUGACUUGGAUCAAAUGAAAUCAAACCAACAACAACAAGAUUAUUUUCAACAGCAACAGCAAUAUCCACAACAACAGCAACAACAACAGUCUCAACCUCAGCCUCCACUUUCAAAUGAAAACCUCCCGAAUCAACAACAGCCAUCCGAUAAUUCAAUGAUAAGCUCACAGCAAACACAACAGGGAUUGAUACAAAAUCAACUGCCAUUAAUGCGAAAUCAAGCCAAUCAAGAUCAAAAUAUAAAUUACCAGCAACAACAACAGCAACAGCAACAGCAACUAGGCCGGCAACAACCUCAAAUACCUCAAGGGCAACAACAGCAAUCAUUUACAGGCAUGAAUCAACCUCACCUCCAACAACAUCAUCAACCUCAACAAUUACAACAGAACCCUCCAAAUCAAGGAAACCAACAACAGUUAAUGCAACAAUCCCAAUUGACCCAAGAAAAUGGAUUCUCAUUUAAUAACCAAAAUUUGCAGGAUUUCUCACAACCCAAGAUGAAUCAAACCCAAUCUCAACAACCAAAUCAUUCAAUUGGUGACAAUAAUCGUUUCAACAAUAAUAACCUUUUCAAUAAUAAUAACAUCAAUAACCAACAAGUCUUGAACUCAGAGGGUUCAAUCAUGUUUGAUAAUAUGCCUAAUGAAAGAUUAGAUGAGCAAAUUACUGAUCCUUAUGGUUCAUCUUUAAAAGCUGAUGAGCUUCACUCAAACCAUACAUUGAUUCAGGGAAAUAAUUAUCAAACCAAUCUUAGCUCAAUGGAUGGGAAUAACAUUUACCAAGAUUCAGGAUCAAAUUGUUUCAGAAAUGAUCCAAAUAAUAAUGAAACCAAUAACACAACCAACAGUAACAAUAUAAAUAAUAAUCUAAAUCAAUUUAACCAACGACUAAAUGAUCAAUUUGGUAAUCAACAGCAAUUCAACUCUGGUUUCCCAAAACAGCAACAACAGCAGUCAACUCAUCAACAUAUUUUACCAAAUACACAAUUACAGGGACAACAAUCAAUGCAACAUAAACAACAACAGAAUGCACCAAAUAGCAACCAACAGGCAUUUCCCCGUGAACCAGAUCAGUUUUCCCAUUCACAAAGCCAGUUACCUCAAAUGUCACAGAAAGGGCCACUUCAACCAUUGGGUUCAUUACAAUUAACAAGAGAACCACAACUGGAAACUCAACCUCAACAACAAUUACAACAAUUAACUCAUCAACAAGGCCCAGGAAUGGCACCUAAACCCUUUCUAGAUCCAGCUUCCCUUUUUAACCAGGAAAAUGUGGAACCCAAUUUACAGUCAACUUCUGGUUCACAAAAUCCAAUAAUACAAGCUUCUUCAUCAACAACAAUCACUCCAACUGGAACCUCAUUCAGACAAUUACCAAACCAGGUUGAUAUAAUGGCACAAAAUCAACUCAAAACUACAAACCUUCAAUACCAACAACAGCAACAACACCAACAUCCCCAGCAACAGCAACAACCAAUUCACCAACAGUUAACUAACCAACAGCAACAAUUUAACCAACCUCAACUUUACCAACCAACCAACUCUUACCAAUCCAAUCAAUUUGAUUCCAAUUCUUUCAUGAGACCAAAUGAAAACCAAAUGAAAAGAGAUUUUCGUGAAUAUCAAGGUUCAGAUGGUAAUCAAGUAAAUCAACAACAAAUGGCAUCAAUGGGCAUCAAGAGUUUAACCGGACCAACAGGAUCAACAUAUCAAACUGAACAGUCUAUUGAAGGAAAUUUUAGUGAUGUAAACCGUUUUAACCAACCUUUUCAGUCUACCAAUAAUCCAUCGAUAAGCAAUGUUAAUCGCAGUCUAGUUGGACCUAAAUCACAAGGUAAACCAAGUGAUACUAAUUCACCAACAUUAACUGGAUUAAUACCUCGAACAGUACCUUUACAAAGUGUUAGAGAUCAAUUAUCUUCAUCAUCUGUAUCAACUGGUUCAACAUCCAGUUUAGUGUCUUCAUCAUCACCAGCAACAUCAAUUGUCUCAAACCAACAUCAUCUUCAACAGCAACAACAUCAGCAACAACAACAACACUCUCAACAUCAAACCCAAUCCCAGCAACAUGUUAAUCAUCCUAAUCAAUCUAUUAAUUGUAUACCAGUUUCAAGUUCAACAAAUCUUUCAACAUCAAACUCAUCAAGCAACAAACCUAAAAGCUCAAUGAACCUCCUAACCCAAGGCAAUUCAUUAGCUUAUGGAUCUAACAUUAACUCAAUGGGUUCACUUGAGUUAACUAAUCAUCAUUUGAUUAAUAGAGGCAAUAGUAUCAAUAGUAAUGAUAGUAAUAAUAAUAAUGAUAGUCAUAGUAACAUAAAUAGCUCUGUUAAUAAUGAUAAUAAUAGUUACUCUCAACAGCAAAUUCAUGCUCAACAAAUGAAACGAAUGGAGAUCGGUGACUGUUGGUCUCCUGUUUCAGAAUUGUCACCCAUUCAAGAUGUUUCACCCUCCAUUGAACAAGCUGAACAGCGAAGUAUGCAACAACAUCAACAAUCAUUGGCAUCAGUUAACAAUACAAAUUUAGUUAAAUUAAACGACGAAUAUGGAAAUGGUUUACAUCGAGUUACAUCUGGAACCAUUUCGGGAAUGUUGGCUGAUUUCAAUAAACAAAUGGAAGCUUUGAGCACUGUUUCACCAACAGAUGAUAGAUCAAAAGUACAACAGCAACAUUCAAAUCGACGAAGUUCACUUUCAAGACUACAAUUGGGUUCAUCUUCAUCAGCAAAUGGAUCCAUUGAAAGUCGCAGUAGAUCGGGUUCAUUAUCAGUUAUUGGUCAUGAACCAUUAUCUUAUUCAACAUUGGCUUCAACAGCCGCAACCACAACUACUUCAUCUCGCCCAUCAACAUCAGCUUCAGAAACGGCAAAUUUGAUUAAAUCACUACAAACAUCAUUAUUAUCCUCAUCUUCAUCAACAGCACCUUCAUCAACUACUACAACAGUAACUAGUGCAAUUUCAAGUACAACUUCAAGUGCAACAUCAUCAACUAGUACCAAUAAAUUGCCAUCUAAAUCUAACCUUUCAACUGAUAUUGGUUCAAAUGUUUUAACCUCUAAACCUGAUGCAACAACAUUAAAUGAAAGCUCAAUUCUGGUUACACCAGGAAACCUUCAGCUUUUAGCUCAAUCUUUGCCUCCAGCUCAAUUAGCAAUACCUAGAACGGUUACUCAUCAAGUUGAACUUGCUGUUAGUCCAGUUGUUGAACAAACCUUACAACAGCAACAAAUGUUAAUACAACAACAGCAACAAUUAAUUAUGUUACAAAAAGAGCUUUUCCAACAACAACAAGAACAAUGUCAAAAACAAGAGCAAUUACAAAAAGAACAAGAGAAGAAAAAAGCCAAACAACAAUCAACGACAAUUCAAUCUCAAUCAUCACAAGGUCAAGCCCAAUCACAGCAACAACAACAGCAACAACAGCAAAUUUCAUCAAGCUCUUCUGGACAACAAACAAAUCAAAUGACCUCUUCAUCACACUCUGGACAUCAUACCUCUGAUCAUCAUGUAACAGCAACCUCUUCAGCAACAUCAACAACUGCAUCAUCGACAGCAUCUUCAUCAGUUGUCACAUCAGCCCAUCGUCAUUCCCAAUUUUCUGGACCCUCAUCAUCAGCUCCAGCAACUCCUAAUCGUAAAGAUCGACGGCGAUUACCUCAACCAACAAUAGAGGAAAUCCAAGGAGCAGUUCAAGCCAUUUCAAAUCAAUCUACUUCAUCUUCAAUUUACUCGCACGGCUCAAGUCUAACAGCCAAUAAAACGUCAACCGGUGCUUCUCAACAUUUUGGUGCUCGACCCAUUUCACCGUUGAUUCCGAGAAAAAAUCAAAUAAUCGGAGUUCCAAUUAUACCUCCCAUGAGUCGAUCUCGACCGACUCAGGCAUCAACAGUAUUAACAAUGGCCACACCGACAGUUGUAUCCUCAUCAAUAGCGACAACCUCGUCUCUUCUUGAUCCAAGGCAUGGUCUUGCAGCUUCCUCCCUUGGAAUGAUUCGUGGUAUUUCACCUUUAAGUAUGUUAGAUGAAACUCAAAGUGAAGCUGGUGGCUUGAAAAAUAAACGACGAUUACCAUUGGUUCCUUUAGAUGAAGAGCCAGUCACUGCGGCAGCAGUUAGUCGUAAAUUAAUUAAAGAAAGAUUGAUGGGAAAAGCAUCUGGAGGAGCUGGAAAUUUAUCCUGCAAAUCAGUUCAGUUAUUAAGGUCAGCAUCUUCUUUGGAUCACACUCCAAAUACUGGGAUGGGAUUGGGACCGUUUAAUAAAGAUGGUCCAGGUUUUAGUGGUCUACCAUUGCGAUCCCGUCCACAUUCAGGUCCAAUAUCUCCCUUUUCAUCUUUAAGUGACAUUGCCAAUCUAAUUAAUUCAUCUGCCAGCGGUUUAGCUGGCCUUGAUUUACAUCGUCCACAAACACCGAUCAAUACACUCCGUUCAUCAAUGACAGGAGGAGCUGGUCCGAACGGACCAUCCGAAUUUCAAACCUCAUUGGCCAAUUAUUUGGGUAUAAAUGUUUCUGGUGGAGCAAAUAUGCCAUCCGGACCUGCCUCAGUUUUUGGUUUAUCCCAUAAAUCACCUUUUGUAACUUCAUCACUGCCACCUUCUUCACCAAUGACCUCCCCGCUCGGAGGAGGCUUGGGUUUAGGGUCUGGAGGAGGAUAUAUCAAGUCUCUUAAAUCACAGCUUAAAGAUGAACUCAAAAGCGUUGUAGAUGAAAGAUUGCGUCUUCUCGAGGGUCGUGAACCUAGAGAAAAGCAAGAUUUAUAUCGCCGCUCAGAAACUGAUCUACAAGCCUUGUAUGACCUGGGUUCAAUUGAAAUGGAUGCCCUUCAUUCACGUAGAGGAUUAUUAAACCGUCGACGUCCCCUUGGUGGACUUAGACGCGGCGAUACUUUAGAUCCAAGAGCAUUAGGAACUUAUUCAUCUUUGUUACAAGAACCGAAUAUGAUGGGCAACAGAUUUUCAGCUCCUGGAUUAGCCCCUGAAUUGUUCAAAUCAUAUGAAUAUGAAUUUCUUGAUCCAGGAGCAAGUGCUUAUCCUGGUUUAUUACCAACAUCCUCGUUAGCUACAGGUCGUUCACCUUUUGGAGGACCUUCUUCAAAUUUUAGACGACCUGUUUCCUCCUUGGGAGUCUUAGGAUCAGGACUCAAUUCAACUGAUAUGGCUUAUGGGUUAAGAGAUAGGUUAACGAACGGUGAACUUGAUCCUGGACUUAGAGAAUCGUUUAUUCCAAAUUUCAUGGACACUGGUGGUGUAGAAGGAGCAAGACUACUAGGAAUGGGCGCAGGUCACAAUAGAUUUCGUCGUAGAUCAGAAGGAUCUAUUGAUGAAUCACUACUCCAUUAUGAUCCCUACAAUUCAAUGAAUAUUUCAGGAGUUCGUGGUUAUGAUGAUUUGCGAACAAAUGUAAACGCAGCAGGAGCCACAGCUGGUGGUCAUACUGGUUACAGAGCUCGUCCACUUUUAGGUUCAAUCGGUCCAGCACACUCUUGGCAUCCAUCACCAUAUGGAUCAGAAGAUGAAGAUGAUAAGAUGACUCGUGAAGAGAAAGCAAGCAGAGUUAAAGCUGAAAUUGCUCGGCGAAGAGCUCAAUUGAUGGAGACUGGUCGAGCAGUAGCUGAUGAUUUGGGAGGUGGAGGUAAAUUACACGUAGGACCAUCAGGUCAUCAUCCUAGUUACUAUUCAAGGGAUCAAACACAGCAGUAUAAUUCAAGUGCCUAUCGUCGACAAAUUGGAGCCAGAGGAAAUGGUCCCAUGGCUGGGGAAGAUUACAGUCCUUCAGGUUAUAUGGAUGAUUAUUAUACAUCUGGAAAUCGAUGUAUGCAUGGAUCACCAACUCAUGUAAGAAGAUCACGGAUGACACGAGAUGGACUUUAUUCCCGAUCAUUGGACACUGGUUACGAAGAUUACACAGGAGCGCCUUUACACCACCACCCUGAUCAACAGCAGCAUCAGCAAGCCUAUGAUGAAUAUGGUUAUUACAACAGAGGGAACGGAAUUAAUCGACCAGUGACAACUGAUUAUCAGCCAAAUUAUAACGGACCAAAUUAUGUUGCAAAUCACAAUCUGCCGUCCCAAGGCCAAUCAUUACCGGCAAAUAAAAGACCAAAAUAUCCUUUCCCAGUCAAGAGAAUCUUAUUGAUCCGAGAUCCUAAAGAAAGAGCUCAUGGAGGAUCUUCGUCGAAACCAGGUAAUUGUUAUGGACUACGUCUAAUUGGUGGUCAAGAAAUACCUGGGACGGAUCAAGUUGGAACUUUUGUUGAGAAAACAAUUACUGGUGGAGCUGUUGAUUCACUUGGAGAAAUUCGUGAAGGUGAUCAAGUAUUAGAAUGGAAUGGAUUGCCAUUGACCGGAUUAUCAAAUGAAGAAGUCCAAAGGCUGGUUUCUGCAUCCAAUAAUGCUGAAGAAGUUGAACUUGUUAUACGAAGAGAUUUUAAUUUGUUUGAUGUUCGAUAUGAUUAUAACUCCUACAGUCAAACAGCUCCAACAGAUGGUGAUUAUUAUGUAAAUAAUCGAGGUCAAAUGUCGCAAGGAAUUGCAGCCGGAACAGCGGAAGGUGAUCAAUAUUAUCAAUCACCAUAGUCUAUGAAACCUGGAAAUGAGUUAAAAUCAUGAUGUAUCAAGCAUAAAUGUCUUGUUCUGAAUAAGUAAUCAUCAAGUCAAACCAUAGUGAGAUCAUUUUUGGGCAUGGUAAAGACGAACCCUGACUUAUACCCAUUUAAGUGACAGAAUAGAGACUUUUGAAAUUGCAGUUUAAUUGCUCAUUCAGUUAAUUUCAACUUUCUGGAUCUUAUUAUUUUAAUUAUCGAUAAACUGCAAUCUACUCUAUUUUCACCAUUAUUAUUGGUAUCAUUGUUUACCCUUUUAAUAUUGGUAUUGUCAUCAUUGGCAUUGGAUGGAAUGAUUCCACUUGAUUUCUGUGAUAUUUUGGUCUUAUAAGAUUCUGGUUCAUAACACAGGCAUAAUAUUUUUCUAAAAGCUCUUCGAAAAUCUCUUGACCAACAUGCAUAAAUAAAUGGAUUCAUCCCACUAUUCAGCCAACCUAACCAUGUAACCAAAGGAUAAACCA
This is a messenger RNA of Tetranychus urticae (two-spotted spider mite), 9771 nucleotides long. The record is from RefSeq and is a predicted model, not a curated record. NCBI's taxonomy places the organism in Eukaryota, Metazoa, Arthropoda, Arachnida, Trombidiformes, Tetranychidae.